This is a messenger RNA of Symbiodinium natans, 1797 nucleotides long. NCBI's taxonomy places the organism in Eukaryota, Dinophyceae, Suessiales, Symbiodiniaceae. The record is from the annotation of a GenBank genome assembly.
AUGGCAAAGUACGAUGCAGACAUGAACGCCUUCACCGAUGCCGGCGGCGGCAUCAAGAGGAAGGCAGACACGCAGGCUACGAAGGAUCCCGCUGCACCAAAGAAGCCGGUAGGGGGCGGGUUUGGUUGCUUCCUUGCGCAGAACAGGGCGGCUUUUUCGAAAGAUGUGAAAGGCCAGCCGGUCGCAGCCGUUACCAAGCUUGCUUCCAAGAAAUGGAAGCAUCUCAGCGAGGACGAGAAGAAGGUCUACCAAGAGGAGUACGAAAUAAAACAAGCCGAGUACGAACAGGCCAAGAAGCUGUAUGUCCGGCUAGCCACCUACAGGGAGGCCGAGAAGCCUGUGAAGAACGCGCGGCUGGCCAAGGAGAAUAAGGAAGCAAACGGAAACGAGGAUGCCGAGAAGGCAGCUCAGGAUAAGAGUGCCGAGAAGGAGAUCAAGGCAACGGCCAAGGCUAAAACGGCUAAAGCCACAGCCAAGGCAUCCCCCAGCACCAGCAGAAGGCCUGGCAUGAAGCUACUGCCAAAAUCGCCUUUUGAUUGUUUCUACGCGCAGAUUCGAGCGGGUGAGAGGCUACACUUCUCCGUGCCAAUCUCAGCCAUCAGAAAAUGUGCGUUUCACAGAUGGACUAUGCUCGGCGAGGACGACAAGGCCUACUACCGAGAGGAGUAUGAAAGAGCGAAAUCCGAGUACGAGGCCGCGAAGAAUGCGCAGCUGACCGGCAUUGACAAGGAGGAGACUGAGAAGCGUCGUGAGAUCCAAAUCAGAUCCGCAGGCAUGAGUGCCUUCAUCGAUGCCGGCGAGAAGAAGGGCACCAAGAGGAAGGCAGACAAAGCAGUCACGACGAAGGACCCCACAACACCAAAGAAGCCAGCAGAGGGUGCCCGUGGCAGUCAGUUCCACACGCAGAACAGCGCAGCCUUUUCAGCAGAUGCCAACGGCCAGCCAGCCACAGCUGCCACCCAGCCUGCCCCCGACAAACGGAGACACCCUGGAAAGGACGAGAAGAAGGCCCAGCAAAAGGAGCACGAAACAAAAGAAGCCGAGCACGGACAGGACAAGCAGACGUAUGCCUCGCUACCCAGCACCGACAAGGAGGAGACGGAGAAGCUGGGUUCUCCACCGUCGCCACCAGCCAUGGACAUCAAAGAGAAGCGCAAGUACACUCGUGAGGAGUGGGAUGAAUGGAAUGCACACAAGCAGGCCAAAGACAGUGGCCACACGCAUCAGGAUCGGUCCGACUGGCAACGCAAAGGCAAGAUGACAGACACUGAAGACCCUGAUCAGGACGAAGAGUUCCGAUCCAGACAGCCACCUCCUGCGGCGCAGGCCCACGUCUGCGAUUCGUUUGCAGCGCCUUCACCUGCAAUCCUUCCGCCAGCAAUGCCUCCAAGCGCUCCUGCUGCGCGACCAAUCAAAGUGAUCCUUCCGCUCGAAAUCGCAAAAUACGCAAAGCGAAGGGAGAAGGAGCGCUUGGAGAAAUUGGAAAACAGUCGCAAAGAUCUGGAGCAUUACAAGGGGAAAGCUCGGCGUGAGAGGGACAGACGAAAGGAUUUGGAAACAGAUGUGGAGCACUACAAGAGGAAGGGUAAGCGCUUGGAGGAGGAUGUGGAGCAUUACACGAAACAGGCCCGGCGUGAGAGGGACAGACGAAGGGACUUGGAGAAAGAUGUGGAGCACUACAAGAGGAAGGCUAGGCGCGAGAGGAGCAAACGACGAGACUUGGAGGACCGGCUGGAGGUGCUCUCUGUGCUGUAUUUAAGAGAAGGACACAGGACGCAGGCCUCUGCUGCAUGGUGA